AUGACGGACGUUGCAUCUAUGGAGGUGGAGGUAAAGGAGUUUAUGCUACAGCUCGAAACGGUACAGUCCAGCUUGCAGGUCGACCCUGAUAACACAGAACUUCAGAGUCUAAAAACAGAGCUGGAAGAACUCAUAGCACUUACCAAACAAUCCAUCGACGAGCUACGACCCCCCACCGAGCCUCUGCCAGCCCCAGAACCGGUCAAGGAGAAGUGGUCCAAGGAGAAUCAUCCCGCGUACCAGGCUGGAUACCGCAAACCAACCCCAGCAGCUCCGACAGCCGCCGCAGACGCUACCCCACCGCAGGAGGAGCAGACUCAGCCGGCCUCGUUCUGCGUUAACGACAACGUCCUCGCCCGCUGGACGUCGGGUGACGGCGCUUUUUACCCUGCUCGCAUCACUUCCCUUACUGGCUCAGCCACCAAUCCCAUCUACAUCGUCUCCUUCAAGUCAUACUCCACUAUUGAGACCUUGACGGCAAAGGAUAUUCGCCCUCUCUCUGCUCCUGACUCGAAAAAGCGAAAAGCUGAUAAUAUAUCCUCAUCACCAGGCAGUUUAGCCCCCAACAACAUCAACAGUUCGAGUACGGGUCAUGACAGUAGCACCGGUUCACAUGUAGGCGCCGAAUCCAGUGUUAUCUCAGCUGCAGCUGAUAUCAACCCCGACCUCGCCAACCAGGCAAGGAUUGUGGCCGGCCAGAACGAUGGCUUACCACGCCCGUCAAAGGCCGCUCGCAAAGUGAAACGGAAGAAAGACUUGGAAGCCGGCAAGAACAAGUGGCAGGACUUUACGAGCAAGAGUAAAUUCGGAAAGGUCAAGAAGGAAUCCAUGUUUAGGACACCAGAAGGAAUCAAUGCAAGAGUUGGCUUUACCGGUUCGGGGCAGCAGAUGCGCAAGGAUCCCACCCGCAGCCGUCACACUUAUAGUCAAGAAGAUGACGUCUACUAG
Messenger RNA from Trichophyton rubrum CBS 118892, 948 nucleotides. RefSeq lists its product as uncharacterized. The transcript is spliced from 3 exons. Gene Ontology annotation, biological process: negative regulation of DNA-templated transcription. Gene Ontology annotation, molecular function: DNA-binding transcription factor activity. The record is from RefSeq and is a predicted model, not a curated record. Bases 1 to 948 code for a protein of 315 amino acids. Lineage: Eukaryota; Fungi; Ascomycota; Eurotiomycetes; Onygenales; Arthrodermataceae.